Cyprinodon variegatus (sheepshead minnow) is the source of this 3628-nucleotide messenger RNA. RefSeq names its product metal transporter CNNM4-like. The transcript has 7 exons. The record is from RefSeq and is a predicted model, not a curated record. Gene Ontology annotation, molecular function: sodium ion transmembrane transporter activity; magnesium ion transmembrane transporter activity. NCBI's taxonomy places the organism in Eukaryota, Metazoa, Chordata, Actinopteri, Cyprinodontiformes, Cyprinodontidae. Gene Ontology annotation, cellular component: plasma membrane. Gene Ontology annotation, biological process: magnesium ion homeostasis; magnesium ion transport. Bases 350 to 3085 code for a protein of 911 amino acids.
UCCUCCUGAUGCAGCCUGGUUAUGUAACAGAGAUAUGAUGAAAGCUGUGUGGAGGGAGCGCGCCUGUGCUGCUCUGAUAUGUCCGCAUCCAGCAUCCUGGUGCGGGCUCGGUGCCAGAGGGAUGCGGGAUGAUGCGGUGGGGGGGGAUGGGUGGUUACAGAUGCCAUUGGUCUUUAUGUAACAGCAGCUGGCUCACGCUUCAAAUGAGUGACUAACCGGUGGCAGCGUGGGGCGCACCGCAGAGCAUCAGUGGCUGUUUACCAGUCAAACCUGGCGCUGUCCGGUGUGUGUGUGUGUGUGUUGUUAGAUGGGGGGCCGGAGGGGGGCGGAGCCUCUCCAACAUGAGUAAAUGACGUCAGCUCCCAGGUCGCCGAGCAGAGAAACAAACAUGGCGACAGAAUGGAGCGGCCAGCAGGGUUACGCUCUCACCGUCAUUAUCUGCCUGUGGAGCGCGGUGGGCGGCCGGACGGAGACCGCAGCGGCGGCUGGAUCCGCCCGGGUCAGCGGCGGGAGCCAGGUGCUCGGCAUGCGGGUGGAGAGGAGCGACAAGCCGUCCAGCACCAAUGACGACGGUGUCAUCCAGGUGACCGAGGAGAGCACCGUCCUGCUCCGGUUCUACGGGGUGCAGCUCCACUCGGGCGCCUGGACGCAGAUCCGCUUCACGGAGGUACCGGAGAGCGGCGGGGAGGAAGAGGAGGAGGAGGAGCAGGAGGAGGCGGUCUCCGCGGCCAGGGGAGGCAGCGGCAUGAUGGACACGCCGGAGCGGACAUGUGUGGACUUUACAAAGGACAUCAAAGUCGGGAGCUACAUGAACGUGUCCAGCCGGGGAACCUCCGGGCUGCUCAGCGUGCGCGUUAAGCCGCUGCGUAAAAGCGAGCCGCAGAAGGAGUACGCGCUGUGCACGCUGAGCCAGGAUGGCUCCAGGUGGCUGAUGCUGGGGGAGAACGACGGCAGGGUGCUGGUGGUGGAGGAGAAGAAGUCCCUGCUGCCCAUGUGGCUGCAGGUGAUCCUGAUCUCCUGCCUGCUGGUGCUCUCCGGGAUGUUCAGCGGCUUGAACCUCGGGCUCAUGGCGCUGGACCCCAUGGAGCUGCGCAUCGUCCAGAGCUGCGGCACCGACAAGGAGAAGAAAUACGCCAGGAAGAUCGAGCCUAUCCGCAGUAAGGGGAACUACCUGCUCUGCUCCCUGCUGCUCGGAAACGUCCUGGUCAACACCACCCUCACCAUCCUCCUGGAUGACCUGAUCGGCUCCGGCCUGGGCGCGGUGGUAGCCUCCACCAUCGGCAUCGUUAUCUUCGGGGAGAUCGUCCCUCAGGCGCUGUGCUCCCGCCACGGACUGGCGGUGGGAGCCAACACCAUCAUGGUCACCAAGCUCUUCAUGCUCCUCACCUUCCCGCUCUCCUUCCCGGUCAGCAAGCUGCUGGACGUCCUGCUGGGUCAGGAGAUCGGCACCGUGUACAACCGGGAGAAGCUGGUGGGGAUGCUGCGGGUCACGGAGCCCUACAACGACCUGGACAAGGAGGAGCUGAACAUGAUCCAGGGAGCCCUGGAGCUCCGCAACAAGACGGUGGAGGACGUGAUGACCCCGCUGGCCAACUGCUUCAUGAUCCAGGCGGACGCCGUGCUGGACUUUAACACCAUGUCGGAGAUCAUGGAGAGCGGCUACACGCGCAUCCCCGUGUUCGACGAGGAGAGGUCCAACAUCGUGGACAUCCUGUACGUCAAGGACCUGGCGUUCGUGGACCCGGACGACUGCACCAACCUGAAGACCAUCACCAAGUUCUACAACCACCCGGUGCACUUUGUGUUCCACGACACCAAGCUGGACGCCAUGCUGGAGGAGUUCAAGAAAGGUAAAUCCCACCUGGCCAUCGUCCAGAAGGUGAACAACGAGGGGGAGGGGGACCCUUUCUACGAGGUACUGGGACUGGUCACCUUAGAGGACGUCAUCGAGGAGAUCAUCAAGUCAGAGAUCCUGGACGAGUCGGACCUCUACACCGACAACAGAAACAGGAAGAAGGUGGACCCCCACAAAAACAAGCCAGACUUCUCAGCCUUCAAGCAGGACGGCGACAGUAAAGUGAAGAUAACGCCUCAGCUGAUGUUGGCGGCACAUCGUUUCUUAGCCACAGAGGUGAACUUGUUCAGCCCGUUCCAGAUCACAGAGAAGGUCCUGCUGAGGAUCCUCAGACACCCACAGGUCAUUCAGGAGCUCAAGUUUAACGAAAAUGACAAGCGAUCGCCGCAGCACUUUCUCUACCAGAAGGGGAAACCUGUUGAUUACUUUGUACUCAUCCUGCAGGGUCGGGUGGAGGUGGAAGCUGGAAAUGAGAACAUGAAGUUUGAGACCGGCCCGUUCUCCUACUACGGGGUCAUGGCUCUGAGCUCUUCAUCGCUGGAGUUUCGCUCUCCGUCGCACGCGGGGAACCUGAACCGCUCGGCGUCUCUGAGCUGCACCGAACGCGCUCAGGAGAGCGGCUCUAUGAGCGGGAGCAACACUCAGAUCCCAGGAACCCCGUUCCAGUACAUCCCAGACUUCAGCGUUCGAGCUCUGGCUGAUCUUCAGUACGUCAAGGUCACCCGCGCUCACUACCAGAACGCUCUCCUGGCGUCCAGGUUGGACAGCACGCCGCAGUCUCCAGAGGGCAGCCACGCCCGCUUGGAUAUUUCCAUUUCCUUGCCUCCAUUGACGCCUCCAGAAACUAAAACCCCGCUGGCUCUGGCCACGCCCCCUGGCAAGCACCCGUCACCCAACUCCCAGCCCACGCCCCAGAGCGCCCGCGCCUCCUUCACCGUGGGCUCCGCCGGCCGCAGGUCGAGCCAGGUCUUACCCCAGGCCACGCCCCCUCCGAGCAACCACACCCCUCCCUCCUGCGUGGGCGCGCUGCCAUGUGCUCUGAAACCUGCUGUGGGCUCAUCGCUUCCCUCCAAACCCCAGCAUUCCCCGCCGUCCGACAGCGGACCAGGAGAGACCACCACUCUGCUCAGUGAGCAGCCGAACUGCGCGGGCCUCCGCCGGCCCAGUUACACCCAGUCCUCCCAACAUGUCCACACCAUCAGUCACACACACACUGAAAGCACCAUUUAACUUCAGAGAGCUGUCUGUUCCAUACCUUGCACUACUAAAAAAAAAACAACCAAGGAUCAGCACCUCUCUGCUCUCCACCAUCACUCCUUGCAUGUUCCCAUCCCUACACUGACUAAAGACCAGGAACGCGGUACAGAGUGGGAACAGCAGGGAGUCUGAGGGGCCCCGUUUGGGGAUGUAUUUUCUUGAAGGACCAGUCCGACCAAAAAUCAUCUACCUUUGCGUUUUAGCUUGAUCUGCACAGGCGGCGUGUCUGCCUCUGCCGUGCUACACUGGAGGUAAAUGGAAGACGGAUUUAGCUGCUUAUUGUAGAAGGUUGCACAGCUGAAGGAGAGGCGUGAGCUUUACACUGCCCCCUUCUGGUAGCAUGUUGAAUUGCCUUUUUAGACAAAAAAAAAAAAAACCUUUUGUUGAGGUUUUUAAAUUUCAGCAAAAAGAAAAGUCACAACCAUCGGAUACCUCCAGCUUAUUUAGUUUUGACUCAAUUUAAAAAUGCUUUAUAAUUCAUAAAGUAAAUAAAUAAAGUAAAAAAUUAUAUAUAAA